Messenger RNA from Neodiprion virginianus, 2802 nucleotides. It is a transcript of the gene Plap, whose product is annotated as phospholipase A-2-activating protein. The record is from RefSeq and is a predicted model, not a curated record. Gene Ontology annotation, cellular component: cytoplasm; nucleus. Bases 47 to 2380 code for a protein of 777 amino acids. Lineage: Eukaryota; Metazoa; Arthropoda; Insecta; Hymenoptera; Diprionidae. Gene Ontology annotation, biological process: proteasome-mediated ubiquitin-dependent protein catabolic process; ubiquitin recycling. The transcript has 6 exons. Gene Ontology annotation, molecular function: ubiquitin binding.
AUAGAUGCAGUUUUAUAGUGGUUCGUACAAUCAAUUUUGAUAGAUCAUGGAAGAAGCACCGUAUAAAUUAAGUUCCGUGUUAGUUGGUCACAGUUCUGAUGUGCGAGCUGUAGCGGCAUUUAAGGAUGGAAGUCUGGUGUCAGUCUCGCGCGAUAAAACCGCUCGCCUUUGGAGGCCGAAUGAAUUAAAUGCCGGAUACACGGAAUCCGCAGUGCUAAGGGGUCACAGCAACUUUGUGAGUUCAGUAUGCGUAAUAAAUCCCUCUGAACAAUUCCCGGAUGGCUUUGUAAUUACUGGGAGCAACGACAACAAUAUCUGCAUUUACCUGCCUGGGGAAGAGAAUCCGCUGCACACUAUAAAGGCGCACCAAAACACUGUGUGCAAUUUGACUGCAGGUAAGGAGGAGGGAACAUUCCUAUCCAGUUCGUGGGAUCUUACAGCAAAAUUAUGGCAUAUCAACAAGCUGGAUUCACCACAACUGACUCUGACCAGUCACACGGCAGCUGUCUGGUGUGUGGCAGAUUUGGCCAAUGGCGUCAUAGUCUCAGGAUCGGCUGACAAGCUGGUUAUAGCCUGGCGGAGAAAUGGCACCAUACUCCACAAGUUCUCAGGACACACAGAUUGCGUUCGUGGAAUAUGCGUGAUCAAGGACGAAGAGUUUUUGAGCUGUGCCAAUGACGCAACCAUUCGACAUUGGAGUGUAUCCCUAGGGACUUGCCUCGGCACUUACUGUGGGCACACGAACUACGUGUAUGGAAUAGCAUCGACGUUUCUGCUGGGCGGUUCACAUGUUGUUACUUCCGGAGAAGAUAGGACUGUUAGGAUUUGGCACAACGCUGAAAUCCAACAGACUUUAACACUCCCUGCGCAGUCCAUAUGGUCAGUUGACAUUUUGCCAAAUGGAGACAUUGUCACUGGAUCUUCCGAUGGAUUAGUUAGAAUUUUCUCUGCUAAACCUGAACGUUAUGCCGAUGCUGCAACUUUGCAACAGUACGACGAGGCCGUCGCUAAUACCCAGCUUAAUGCUGAGCAGGAGUUGGGUGGCAUCAAGAUUAGUGAUCUGCCAGAUGCCAAAGCUCUACAUCAACCUGGACAAAGAGAUGGUCAGACAAAAAUGAUAAGAGAUGGAAAUACCGUCAAGGCUUACAGCUGGUCGCAAUCAAGCAAACAGUGGCAACAUGUGGGAGAUGUGAUGGGUGCCUCUGGUGGUAGUCCAGCCACAUCUGGUAAACAAUUGUAUAAUGGUAUGGAGUACGACUACGUUUUCUCAGUCGACAUUCAAGACGGUGUUCCACCUCUAAAGUUGCCUUACAAUAAUGGCGAUGAUCCUUGGUGUGCGGCCCAAAAGUUUAUUCAUGAUAAUAACCUUAGUCAACUAUUUCUUGAACAGGUGGCAAACUUCAUUGUAAAUAAUUCUCAGUCUGCCCCAGUUCUGAACGCCGAACCCCAGUUCGCUGAUCCUUUUACAGGAGGAAAUAGGUACAUACCAGGAUCUGGAAUUCCUGGAAGAACAUUACCAAAUAAUGUGCCAACACCGUCGGCUAGCUCUUCCAGUAGUUCUGUGUCGCAGACAUACAUACCGCAUACUACCUAUUUGAAAUUGGAGCAAGCCAAUGUUCCAGCUAUCACUGAAAAAUUACUAGAGUUCAACAAAAAGAUUGACAGUGGCAUUCACACAGUUUCGGAGGAAUGCUUAGACCCAUUUGUAAAACGAUUGUGCAGUCAAAACGGAGACGAGGUUGGAGCUGAUCCAAUUGAAAUGUUGAAAAUAUUUUUGAAUUGGCCAAAUAACUUGGUGUUCCCAGCAUUGGACCUUGCAAGGCUGGCUGUACUUCGACCAGAUGUUAACUCGCAGCUAUGCAAUGACGGAUUGUUGGCCGUGCUGAGGCGGCACAUCAAAACUGACGCACUUCCAGCUAAUCAAAUGCUAGCUUUUCGAGUACUAGCUAAUAUGUUCUGCCAUAGUAAGGGUGAAGCAUUGGGUCUACAUUAUAAAGACGAGUUACUCAAGACGAUACUCGACCUUUCGUCUCUUGGAAGUAAACAUAACCAGAUUGCGAUAGCGAGUUACCUGCUUAAUCUAAUAGUGGCAUUGAAUAAACUUGACGAUACACCUGGCAGAACAAGGGUACUUAAUGUGAUGUUUGCCGUUUUGCCGCUCUUGACUGAGCCCGAAGCAAUAUUCAGAGGGCUCGUUGGGUUGGGUACAAUUUUGGCAGCAACACCAGACCCCGAGGAUCGUGAUAAAUUAAUUACAGCUGUGCGACAGUGCGAAAGUGCACUGGCUGUUAUCAAGACAAUGUCCGAAUGUUCGACCAAUAGCCCUGCACAAAAUAAACUUUCUAAUUGUUCCAAGCAAAUUAUUGAUCUAAUUAUGUAAAGAAUUCUUACUGUCAAACUUUCGUAUUUUUAAUACUGAAGGAGAAAAUAUUCGUUCGUCAAUUCGGAUUUCUCAAAAUAAUUAAACUCACGAUUUCUUCGUAAUUGGUUAUGAGAGACCUAGUUACUCGAAUAGUCUACAUAAAAUUUUUAGGCAACAAAUUCAUAGCUUCUCGAAAUGAUUUGGCUCCAAUUCGUGGAAUUGGGACGGUUUCUUGUUCACGCGAGACCUGCAUGAAUUAUGUAAUGUUCAUUUAUCAUGAUAUUUUUGCAUUAUUUACUGAAUUGCUGUGUGAAUAUUGAUUAAUUACAUCCAUUAUAUGUACAGUGUGUAGUAGAAUGUGCUACGUGUUACCCAUUAAAAUUAGCAUCAUUUGGAAUAAAAGCAGUGUUCAAAUUUAUCGAGAGCACUUUUAAAUGAAA